This is a messenger RNA of Lutra lutra (Eurasian river otter), 5027 nucleotides long. RefSeq names its product SRY-box transcription factor 4 (gene SOX4). The coding region runs from base 824 to 2236 and encodes 470 amino acids. The transcript has a single exon. NCBI's taxonomy places the organism in Eukaryota, Metazoa, Chordata, Mammalia, Carnivora, Mustelidae. The record is from RefSeq and is a predicted model, not a curated record. Gene Ontology annotation, biological process: positive regulation of transcription by RNA polymerase II; cell differentiation; anatomical structure morphogenesis. Gene Ontology annotation, molecular function: RNA polymerase II cis-regulatory region sequence-specific DNA binding; DNA-binding transcription activator activity, RNA polymerase II-specific.
GAGGCGGAAUUGGGGUCUGCUCUAAGCUGCAGCAAGAGAAACUGUGUGAGGGGAAGAGGCCUGUCUCGCUCCGGGGUCUCUAGUUCUUGCACGCUCUUGAAGAGUCUGCAUUAGAGGAACUCUGCCAUUACCAGCUCCCUUCUUGCAGAAGGGAGGGGGAGACAUACAUUUAUUCAUGCCAGUCUGUUGCACGAAGGCUUUUUGGCUUCCUACCUUGCAACAAAAUAAUUGCACAAACUCCUUAGUGCCGAUUCCGCCCACAGAGAGUCCUGGAGCCAGAGCCUUUUUUGCUUUGCAUGGUAGGGAAGGGACUAAGUGAUAGAGACUAUGUCGCUUUCCUGAGCUCCUGAGAGCGCUCGUGAACUGGAACCAACUGCUUCAGGGGAAGGAAAAAAAAAAAAAAAAAAAGACUUGCCUGGGAGGCGGCGAGAAACUUGCACUGGAAGCUUCAGCAGCCAGCAUUCAAGAAACUCCUCUCCACUUUAGCACGGUCUCCAGACUCAGAGCCGAGAGACAGAGCAAACUGCGGCGCGGCGAGAGAGCGAGCGAGAGCGAGCAGCAGAGGGAGGGAGAGGAGACUCUCCAGCCUGGGAACUAUAACUGCUCUGCAAGAGGCAGAGCGCUCCUUGCCCGCACCCUUUGGAGACUUUUCUCCCUGCGCCCAGCACCGCCCCGGCGAGUAGUGGAGGGGCCCGCACGGCCGCCGCGCGCGUCCUACCGCUCGGCGUGUGCUUGGCCCGGGGAGCCGGGAGGGCCCGGCGAUCGCGCCGCUGCGGCCGCCGCGAGGGUGUGAGCGCGCGUGGGCGCCCGCCGAGCCGGGGCCAUGGUGCAGCAAACCAACAACGCCGAGAACACGGAAGCGCUGCUGGCCGGCGAGAGCUCGGACUCGGGCGCCGGCCUGGAGCUGGGCAUCGCCUCCUCCCCCACGCCCGGCUCCACCGCGUCCACGGGCGGCAAGGCCGACGACCCGAGCUGGUGCAAGACGCCGAGCGGCCACAUCAAGCGGCCCAUGAACGCCUUCAUGGUGUGGUCGCAGAUCGAGCGGCGCAAGAUCAUGGAGCAGUCGCCCGACAUGCACAACGCCGAGAUCUCCAAGCGGCUGGGCAAACGCUGGAAGCUGCUCAAAGACAGCGACAAGAUCCCCUUCAUCCGGGAGGCGGAGCGGCUGCGCCUCAAGCACAUGGCUGACUACCCCGACUACAAGUACCGGCCCAGGAAGAAGGUGAAGUCCGGCAACGCCAGCUCCGGCGCCUCGGCCGCCGCCUCCUCCAAGCCGGGGGAGAAGGGCGACAAGGUCGGUGGCGGGGGCGGCCACGGGGGCGGCGGCGGGGGCGGGAGCGGCAACGCGGGGGGCGGCGGCGCGGGCGGCGGUGGCGCCAACUCCAAACCCGCGCAGAAAAAGAGCUGCGGCUCCAAAGUGGCGGGCGGCGCGGGCGGCGGGGUCAGCAAACCGCACGCCAAGCUCAUCCUGGCGGGCGGCGGCGGGAAGGCGGCGGCCGCGGGUGCCGCGCCCUCCUUCGCGGCCGAGCAGGCCCUGCUGCCCCUGGGCGCCGCCGCCGACCACCACUCGCUGUACAAGGCGCGGACUCCCAGCGCGGCGGCGGCGGCGGCGGGCUCGGUCUCCGCGGCCGCCUCCGCCUCCUCGGCCGGCCUCGCGGCCCCAGGCAAACCCCUGGCCGACAAGAAGGUGAAGCGCGUCUACCUGUUCGGCGGCCUGGGCGCGUCCUCCUCGCCCGCGGGCGGCGUGGGCGCGGGCGCCGACCCCAGCGACCCCCUGGGCCUGUACGAGGAGGGCGGCGCGGGCUGCUCGCCCGACGGGCCGAGCCUGAGCGGCCGCAGCAGCGCCGCCUCGUCGCCCGCCGCCGGCCGCUCGCCCGCCGACCACCGCAGCUACGCCAGCCUGCGCGCCGCCUCGCCCGCGCCGUCCAGCGCGCCCUCGCACGCGUCCUCGUCGGCCUCGUCCCACUCGUCCUCGUCCUCGUCGUCGGGCUCCUCGUCCUCCGACGACGAGUUCGAAGACGACCUGCUCGACCUGAACCCCAGCUCAAACUUUGAGAGCAUGUCCCUGGGCAGCUUCAGCUCGUCGUCGGCGCUGGACCGGGACCUGGAUUUUAACUUGGAGCCCGGCUCCGGCUCGCACUUCGAGUUCCCGGACUACUGCACGCCCGAGGUGAGCGAGAUGAUCUCGGGAGACUGGCUCGAGUCCAGCAUCUCCAACCUGGUCUUCACCUACUGACGGGCGCGCGCGCGGGCUGGGAGAAGAGGGCCGGGGGGCAAGAGAGGGAAGAAGAAAAAGAAGAUUUAGACGAAGAAGAGAGAGAGAAAAGACAGAGAAAGAGUUGGAAGAGAAAAGAGGGAAAAAAAAAAAGAAAAGGAAAAAAAAUGUGAGUGGGGCCGGCUUGCGAGGAGCGCGGCGGUGUUUUGGGGACCCGCGCUCCCAUCCCCCACCUCCCCGGCCGCGGGGACGCGGAGGAGGCGGCGGGGAGACGAGGGGCGACCUUUUAUUGUUGUUCUUGAUGUUGUUGUUGAUGGCAAAAAAAGCUACUUGGAGUUUCCUCCCCUCUGCCCGAAGAGACCCCCCCCCCCCAUUCCAGCGAGCUUCGGGACUUGUCUGCUGUACCCCCAGCAAGAAGCCGACUUGGUAGUUUUUUCUAGAGACUGAAGGAAUCUCGUCCCUUUUUUUCAUCGCCCCCCCCCCUUGCUGUUUUUGUUUUAUCUCAUUUCUUGGUCAAGAGAGGAGGGGGAAAAAAAAAAGAAAGAAAAGAAAGAAACCCAACGCGCCCCUGGGGAUUGAGUUCUCAGCAGCCCCCGCCAUCCCCUCCCCUCCAAGAAGACAGAAAGCUCCGGGCGUGGAAUUGGACGGACGGCAGAUUUUGGGGGGGGGGGGGGGAAGGCUCGAGCGCCGGGACAGAGAGACUCCACGCUGGCGGAUUCCCGUUUUUUGGGGUUUUUCUUCCUUUUUCCCUUCCUUUCCUCUUCCUUCCUUUCUUUUUUUUUUUUUUUUCUAUUUUUUUUUUUCCCUUGCACCCCACCGCCCCCCACCCUCGGAGCCGGAGGAGGAGAUGCCGAGUGCCCGGAGAGCCCCGUGGGGAGCCCGGCGAGGGGCACGGGGCGGGGCGCAGGGGGGGCCGCGGAGGAACUGGGACGGAUUUGCACGUUCGGGGGCAGGUGGCGCGUCCUGGCGGCCCCCGCACCCCGCACCCCCGAAAUCAGUGAGGUGAGACUCCGCAGCCCGCGGGCGUGCUGGAGAGCGGACUGUUUGAUGUGGUGCCGGGGGCCGUGCAGGGGCGAGUGGUUUCGGGCGGGGGGGAAAAAAGAGGUUUUUUUCUUCUCUUAAAAUCGGAAUCGUGAUGGUGUUGGAUUAUUUCACUGGUGGGGUUAAUAUAGCAUGUUAUCCUGUCUAUCUUUUAAAGAUUUCUGUAUAAGACUGUUGAGCAGUUUUUAAAAUAGUGUAGGAUAAUAUAAAAAGCAGAUAGAUGGCGCUAUGUUUGAUUCCUACAACAAAAUUAUCACCAGCUUUUUUUCAUUCUUAACUCUUUAAAGGAUUCAAACGCAACUCAAAUCUGUGCUGGACUUUAAGAAAAAAAAAAAACACAAUUCAGGACCAAAUUUUUUCUCAGUGUGUAUGUGUUUAUUCCUUAUAGGUGUAAAUGAGAAGACGUGUUUUUUUCCCUCACCGAUGCUUCAUCCUCGUAUUUUUUUUUCCUUGUAAAUGUAAUCAGAUGCCAUUUUAUAUGUGGACGUAUUUAUACUGGCCAAACAUUUUUUUUUCUUAUUUUGUCCCUUUUUUACUUUAAUCUUUGGUUUACUUUCUUUUCUUUCUUUUUUGACUUCCUUUAUUUCUUUUUUUUCUUUUGUUCUUUUUUUUUCCUUUAUUUUAUUUUAUUAUUAUUUUUUUUUUUUUGGUAGUUUGUUGUUACCCACGCCAUUUUACGUCUCCUUCACUGAAGGGCUAGAGUUUUAACUUUUAAUUUUUUAUAUUUAAAUGUAGACUUUUGACACUUUUAAAAAACAAAAAAAGACAAGAGAGAUGAAAACGUUUGAUUAUUUUCUCAGUGUAUUUUUGUAAAAAAUAUAUAAAGGGGGUGUUAAUCGGUGUAAAUCGCUGUUUGGAUUUCCUGAUUUUAUAAUAGGGCGGCUGGUUAAUAUCUCACACAGUUUAAAAAAUCAGCCCCUAAUUUCUCCAUGUUUACACUUCAAUCUGCAGGCUUCUUAAAGUGACAGUAUCCCUUAACCUGCCACCAGUGUCCACCCUUCGACCCCAGGCUUACAAAAAGGGGAGGAGAAUUAGCCAAACACUGUUAGGCUUUUAAGAAAAGAGAAAUUUUUUAAAUAAAAUACCGUUCUGUCCAGAGGCUUUAAAACUGGUGCAUUUACAGCAAAAAGGGAUCCUGUAGCUUUAACUUGUAAACCACAUCUUUUUUGCACUUUUUUUAUAAGCAAAAACGUGCCGUUUAAACCACUGGAUCUAUCUAAAUGCCGAUUUGAGUUCGCGACACUAUGUACUGCGUUUUUCAUUCUUGUAUUUGACUAUUUAAUCCUUUCUACUUGUCGCUAAAUAUAAUUGUUUUAGUCUUAUGGCAUGAUGAUAGCAUAUGUGUUCAGGUUUAUAGCUGUUGUGUUUAAAGAUUGAAAAAAGUGGAAAACAUCUUUGUACAUUUAAGUCUGUAUUAUAAUAAGCAAAAAGAUUGUGUGUAUGUAUGUUUAAUAUAACAUGACAGGCACUAGGACGUCUGCCUUUCUAAGGCAGUUCCGUUAAGGGUUUUUGUUUUUAAACUUUUUUUUGCCAUCCAUCCUGUGCAAUAUGCCGUGUAGAAUAUUUGUCUUAAAAUUCAAGGCCACAAAAAAAAAAAAAAAACCCAAAAAAAAAAAAAAAACAACAAUGUUUGGGGGGAAAAAAAAGAAAAAAGAAAAAAUCAUGCCAGCUAAUCAUGUCAAGUUCACUGCCUGUCAGAUUGUUGAUAUAUACCUUCUGUAAAUAACUUUUUUUGAGAAGGAAAUAAAAUCAGCUGGAACUGAACCCUAAA